AUGAGCGCGGCUACGCCGGAGGUGCGCGGCCCGCCGCCGGACUCGGCGUCACCAUCCAUAGCUCUGCCCAGGAUCAAGCCAGAACUUGGCCUCAACGAUGCGACCCUAUUUGCCGUGUAUUGUUUCAUUAAAAACUUUAUCGGCUUAAGUGAGGCAGUGGUGAUAAGUCGUGUUCCGCAUGGUGCAUACGCUGAUGGCCGAGUUGCGGGUGCUGAUAGGGAAGCGGGCCCCCUCUGGGACCCCGCCUCCCUCACCUCAGAGCCCGCAAGCCCCGUAUACUCGGCGAGACCUGAAAGCUAA
Molecule: messenger RNA, 300 nt
Organism: Pieris macdunnoughi
Lineage: Eukaryota; Metazoa; Arthropoda; Insecta; Lepidoptera; Pieridae
Source: the annotation of a GenBank genome assembly